Messenger RNA from Hyalella azteca, 2147 nucleotides. Its product is annotated as hemocyanin-like. The transcript is spliced from 3 exons. Gene Ontology annotation, molecular function: oxidoreductase activity. The coding region runs from base 30 to 2054 and encodes 674 amino acids. The record is from RefSeq and is a predicted model, not a curated record. NCBI's taxonomy places the organism in Eukaryota, Metazoa, Arthropoda, Malacostraca, Amphipoda, Hyalellidae.
UUUUGUGUUCAGCUGGAGUUCCAAUCGACAUGAAGCUGGUACUUGCCGUCCUCUGCCUCGCCGUUGGCGCUAGCGCCUGGCCUCAGUGGCUCAGCGACUCUCCGCCUGACUUGGCUCACCGACAGCAAACCGUCAAUCGUCUGCUGUACAGAUCUACGGAGCCACUUAGAUUCGAUGAGCUGGAAGCCGCUGCUGCCAACUUCCAUCCCGAUGCUGACACCUCGCUUUACAAGGAUGAUGGCGUGGCAGUCAAACGGCUCCUGAAGGAACUGGAAGAUCACCGCCUGCUCGAGAAGCAUCACUGGUUUUCGCUCUUCAACACCCGUCAGCGGGAGGAAGCCCUCAUGCUCUUCGAUGUUCUAAUGAACAGCAAGACCUGGGAGACAGCGGUCAACAACGCUGCUUAUUUCCGAGAACGUGUCAACGAGGGAGAAUUUGUCUACGCUCUGUACGCGGCAGUGAUUCACUCCGAUCUUGGAACUGGUAUCGUAUUGCCUCCUCUUUACGAAGUCACCCCCCACAUGUUCACCAACUCAGAAGUGAUCCAAAAAGCAUACACUGCCAAGAUGACUCAGACACCCGGUAAAUUCAGCAUGGAAUUCACAGGAAGUAAGAAGAACUCCGAACAGCGUGUUGCCUACUUUGGUGAGGAUAUUGGCAUGAACGUUCAUCACGUCACCUGGCAUUUGGACUUCCCCUUCUGGUGGAACGAUGCUUACGGUUAUCAUCUUGAUCGCAAGGGCGAACUCUUCUUCUGGGCUCAUCACCAGCUUACUGUACGAUUUGAUGCCGAGCGCCUGUCCAACAACCUUGAUGUUGUUGACGAACUUUACUGGGACAGGCCCAUCAAGGAGGGUUUUGCUCCGCACACAACGUACAGGUACGGCGGUGAGUUCCCGACUCGUCCUGACAACGCAAGAUUCGAAGAUGUCGACGGUAUCGUCCGUGUCCGUGACAUGAUCAUCCACGAGAGCCGCAUCCGCGAUGCCAUUGCACAGGGGUACAUCACCGCUGCCGACGGAACGAAGAUCGACAUCAGGAACUCUGAGGGCAUCGACCAUCUCGGUGAUAUUAUAGAAUCGUCUCUCUACAGUCCCAACGCCCAGUACUACGGUGCCCUCCACAAUUCUGCCCACGUCAUCUUGGGUCGUCAAGCUGAUCCUCACGGCAAAUUCAACCUUCCUCCUAGUGUCAUGGAGCACUUCGAAACAGCUACUCGCGAUCCUGCCUUCUUCAGGCUGCACAAGUACAUGGACAACAUCUUCAAGGAGCACAAGGACUCCCUUCCUCCCUAUACUGCGGAGGAAAUUGGAUUCCCUGGAGUUCACCUGACCAGCAUUGGAGUUGAAGGAAAAUUGGAAACUUUCUUCGAAGAUUUCGAGUUUGAUCUGAGGAUGGCUGUUGACUCAAGCGAAUCCGUCAAAGAAGUUGCUGUGUCCGCGACCGUUUCUCGCCUCAACCAUAACGACUUCACCUACGAAUUUGACAUCAAAAGCGACGUCGCUAAGCACGCAGUUGUGCGAGUGUUCCUGUGCCCUCGUCGUGACAGCAACGGAAUCAUCUACACUUUCGAAGAAGGCCGUUGGAACUGCAUUGAGAUGGACAAGUUCUGGACAAAACUGUCUGCUGGUGACAACGUCAUCAAACGCAAAUCUUCAGACUCCUCCGUCACUGUGCCCGACGUGCCAAGCUUCCAAACUCUGAUUACUGAAGCUGACAAGGCCGUUGCCGGCAGCUCCGACUUUGACUUUGCGCAUUACGCCAGGUCCUGCGGAAUCCCUAACAGGAUGCUCCUUCCCAAGGGUACCGAGAACGGAAUGGAAUUUGCCUUGGUUGUUUCAGUUACCGAUGGUGAAUCAGAUGAACAGCACGAUGCUCUUGAGGAUGCUACCACAGAGAGCCACACCCAGUGCGGCAUUCACGGUGAGAAGUACCCCGACCACCAGCCCAUGGGCUUCCCUCUGGACCGCCCCAUUCCUGAUGAGCGCGUCUUCCUGUCCUCGGACAACAACGCCUACACCAUCGUCAAGGUCUACUUCAAGGGGGAGCAUUAACUGCAUGUCUCCUGAGAGUUUUUCAAACUGGUUUUUGCACAUUAUUUAAAGUAAACAGAUUUUGGAAGUCAUAAAAUAAAAAUUCUGCUUGCA